UUCUGGACCGUUUCUGCACAGACUGGUUUGGUUUUGACACAUGCACACGCCAUGCACACUUACACUAGCUACAGAUACAGAUUCUUUAUGUUACUGAUUUAAAAAUUUGAUUUUUGUAAUGUUUUGGCAGCUUCUGCUCCAUUUGUUCUUUUUGUCAUGAUCCUUGAGCGAGGUCGUGACCACAACAAACACUUAAAAACACUCCGUAAAAGAUGGUGAGUUCUUGUCGAAUUUGGGCUUUAUGUUACUGAUUGUUUGGCUAAAACAACUUUCAUUAGGAAUUGAUGAAGACGUUCUGUAAUUCAGUUGUCAGUUUAUGAAGGAAAGAGUCCCUCCUCUCUUGUCUUGACUUGCCCUUACUGGACUGAACGUGUUGUUUUUCACUGUAAAUUUUCCAUACAUUUUUCUGUAGGCUAAUAUCAAUGUUGUGGGGUGAAAUAAAGUGAUAUAGCCACAUCUCUAACCUGAAUACAAAAACCAUUUUGUUUCUGUUACUGUACAAAACUUCAAUAUUCGCAAAGGAGCAAAAUGAAACCAUCUUGCACCUCCAUGCGCCAUACUGUAGCACAGAACAAACUAUUGUAAGUGAGAGCCGGGGGGCAGACUCAUACAGAGGCGAUCAAAGCACUCACCACUGAAAAGAGCACUAUAGCCAAAAAGGGGGGAUGCUGUCUGAGCUGCCAAAUGACCAUCUGGGGACCAACCACGAGACAUACAACCAGGUCUGAUCAGCCUGUGUAGAGUCUACCUCGAAUAAAGGUGUCUAGAAUUUAACAUCGGAAACAUUAAGAGAUGCUGACAUACAAGACUGGGUGUGUUGUGAUACAACAUGCAAAAUAAUCAUCUCAAAGAUGAAUCAAAUGGAAUCAUGGUGUUGGUCUCUAACACUCCCUGGCUCUCUAAGGUGUUUUGGGCUUUUGCGUAGGCAUACUGUCUGUUCCAAGAGCAAUACCAUGCAAGUAAAUUGCAGGGCAGAAACCUAUGAGAAUAUAAGUGCUGGUCUUUUGAAUGAAUCCAUAAAUCUUUCUUUUCAUUGGUAGGAAAGCUAAGAGAAACAAAACCCUGCAGAAACUGAGGACUAAGAUUGAUGUCUGUUCAGUCCUGAAAGGUUUCUGUUACAUCCCUCAACCCUUUAAGGGAGUGGUAUCUAACCAAAAUAAGCCCCUCUAUGUAUGUUUCUCCUCUUUUUUUUUUAGUGCACUAAAGUUUUUCUUCACCUUUUUAGGAUUUUAGGAUAAAGUGCAUAUAAACACAAAGGCAAUAAUAAGGAAAUAUCGUUACAGUGUUGGAUGUAGACUGCGUUUUUGUGGGUGUGUAUGUGAAAUGGGUCUGUAAUCUAUCUUUCACCAUGUACCUCCCAUUUAGUUAACAUUGUACAGGCUUUAGACACACCUCAGCCAGCACACAUGUCCCUGUGUGUGCAUGUGUGUCUGUGUGUAUGUGCCUGUUUGCGUGUGAGUGAAGUAACAGAAGGAGGAGACACCAGGAACCUCCUUCUCCCCCUCCCUUUACUAUUCCUACACACACCCUUACUCUCUCUCUCUCUCAUUCACUCUCUCUUCAGCAUUGGACAGACCCUUUGCUGCAGCGUGUCUGUUUUUACUGCUACACCGUUCACUUGUCCAUGUGUGUUUUUUGAAAAGCUGUUUGUCUCUCUGAGUUUCUUAUUUGUGCAGCACACUGAUUCAGGAUGAGCUCCCAAGACUUUGCCUCCCAUGCACAGUCCAGGCUCCAGUUGGCAAAGGACACAAAGGACGAGGAUAAGUUGUACAGAUAUAAGGGGAUUUUGUACCCAAGCCUCAUGUGUCCUGAGGCUCAUCUUAAAGCUCUGGAGAACAUGGAGGCCAGAGAAGAAGACCUCAUGCUGGUGGCGUACCCCAAAUGUGGUGAGUUAUCCAAUAACAUUAUUUUCCAAUGAUCUGAAGUCUCUCUGUAUUCAAGUUUAUACUUGUAUAAGUCAUUCAUUCACCCUCCAUAUUGGUGACCUCUGACCAACCUCUCACUUCAUGAUUGUCACGCAACUGGAAGUGUACUGGCUUUUCUUUCAGUGUUGACAUUUUUUUAUGACAGAUUGUUACUACUGUGCUUGGUCAUGAGAUCAGGUUGGGCAAGAUGUUUUGGUAUGAGGUUGUAUGCAAAGAAAUAUCAGAUUGUGAUUUAAUGUUAAUGAACAAUAAAAAUCGACCAUUCACAAAUAAUAUAACCUCCCACAUAAAACAAAGCAUAUCACAGAUGUAAAGGUCAUAAAGAAGUCAAGUUUAAACAGGUAGUGUCAAAUAAGUAAUGAAAAAUCCCAAAGUAUUAAUCAGUUUUUAAUGUACAUAUUAGUCUUUUUUUUAUUUGUAGUGAAACUAUUAAUCUUUAAAUUAGAUAAAAUGACCAAAGAGCGUAAGUGUCUACCACAUAAACCCUCUGUUAACAGAUAUAUUACCGCAGCUUUCUUCACCUAUUUCUUCUCUUGCAGAAUUAUCUUUAAAUAAACACUCACUCACCUUUAUUUAUUUAUUUUUUUAAAUAAUGAUAGGAUGAUGUUUAUACAAUAGUUAUUUCAUAUGUAUAAAACACUCUCAAAAAGUAUCCUGUUUUAUCUCUACUUCUACUACUCUACCACUAACCUACAUGAAAUAGUACCUUUAGACCGAAGGGAGAGUAUCAUCACUUUAUGAAGAGUGCAGAGAUUUAAUCCAUGGCUUUCCUGCCACAUUGUGUUAAACCAACAAAUGCUAACAAAUGCCUGAAUGCUUAUAAUUUUCCAUCAGUCCCCGAAUUACAGGCUGAGUGUUCAACUCAAAGACAACCUGAAAUAAGGACAGUUGCAGCUUGGGACUGAGCUACGGAUGUGAUUGCAGGACAAACCUUGCGUCUAAUCUCCACUUCUGUAAACAUAUUUCCUCACAAACUCACAAACAAACCAAGGAGAGAGUGAAAUUACACUUCCGGCUUGGUUCAUUUGAGGACAGAUCAAAAUGUAAGAACUGGGAUCAAGCAGCUGGAAAACAUCAGCAAUGUUUCUAAACAGUGUUUCAGAGCUGGGUGCCAUAUGUUUUCAAAGAGUUCAUGUAUACUCAGGCGGUGAGCAAGGAUGGAUAUAAAAAAGGGUUAUAGACAACUGAAAAAAAUCAAGAUUGAGGUGCUGGACCGCCAGAUUAAAAAGAACUUUUGAUGCGUAAAUGUCAAGUGGAUAUUGUGACAAAUGUUACAUUUAGUUUUCUUUUGAUUUGUUUUCAGACCUCCAGUUUCUUUAUAAGCUCGGUUACAAUAAGAAAGCUUUAGAGUGUAAAAAUGUUGGUAGAGAAAAUGCUACUAGAGUCAGCCAAGUAAUCAUGUUCAUGCUGGAUUUUGCACCUCAAGAAGCCUGUUCUGUUUAUAGUUCACUUCCUGUCUCAGACCAACGUGUUUGCUUUUUUACCAACGCUGAGCUCUCCGCAGCUGGCCAAGAAAAGUCCAGUAUAUUUCUUUUUAAAAAAUGUCCAAACACACUUGUUUCUCAAUGGUUAAAACCAACAACAAAGUAAUUUUUUUUUUUUUAUUUCUUAGAGAGCCAUACCAACUGUUUCUUUGGUUGAAGCUAAGGUGAGCCAGGCCAAGCGAACCUCUGAUUGUAGUGUUAGAAAUCCCAUUCUUCCUCUCAAAUCUAAAGACAUUUCAGUCACAGAACAUCAGAAUUCACAAAGGUUUGUAUUUUGCAGAGUCACGAUUACAAAACUGCAGUCACGCUCCUUUCAAAGACAGUCUCUCAAUCUGCAAACAUGGGCGUGGUAUGGGAAGUGGACCUAACUACCCAGUGCCUAAGUAGGGAAAAGGGCCCAUGAAAAUCCUGAUUUUUAUUUUGCUCACGUGCCUCGUGCACUGGCAUAGAUAAGGGACCACUGUCAUCUAGAGUGUACAGGGCCCAGAAUUUAGUGCCAACCCCUGUCUGCAAGUAGUGGAGAUUUACAAGUAUAUAGAUUAACAUAGAGAAAAAUUGUCUUUUGGCUAACUUUAGGUUAGUUGGUAUAGCUUAGUCUGCUAGAGGGGCAUUGUACAAACUUGAAAUUUGAUUAUAUCGAAAUGUAAUUACCAGAAAAAGACAAGCUUGAGAAAGCUUUGUCUAGGUUUUCCAAACUGGAGGAAGAAGUUAGACAAUGGUCAAACACAAUCAUAAAAUCUAGAAGUACCAUCAUAACUUUUUAUGACCAUAAAAUCCUGCUGCUGGCAAAAUCAUGAAAUGUUUUCAUUGAGAAGUCUACAUGCAGAAAUCUAUUUGAAAUGUUAUGCCUCCUUUGCAGCAUCAUGUGAGCUUUUGAACCUUUGUCCUAUCAAAGCCAAAAUAACCAUUUCAUUUUCACAACUUUGCAGUAAAGCUGGUGUAAAUGUAGUGCAUAGAGCUCAGUACUAAUGUCUAUGCAAAUGCAAAGAGGAUUUUAUUAUAUGUUUAAGCUGCACAAAUCACCGCACUAAAUCUCUCUCCCUUGUAAACACAAUGCAUUUGCAGUGUGGUUUUUACAGUAUGAAAAGCUGCUGUCACUACACUGCCUUUGAGGAAUGUGACAUGUUUUCCUUUAGGGAAAGUGUUUACUUUUACACAGCAGGUCAUUGGUGGAGAAAUGGCAUGAAGACAGACAAGUUAAUCUUGUUUAGAGGAAAGUAAGAUUACACGCACACUCAGCCCACAUCUCCAUUGAUAUGAAUCAGUCUGAACUUGGGCCCACAGAUAACUGAGAUUGUCAUCUGGAGGAGUUUAAUUUAACAUGUUCACGAUACCUCUCAGAAAUAGGAGCAUUUUUUAAACCCCCAUUUGGAGUUUAAGGCAGUUAAAAGUGUUUCAUAGCAGAAACUGUCUGUCGUCUCUGUGAUAAAUGGAGAGGAGAUUUGAGAUCAGCCGGGGCUUCACCUCAAGAUUCAUAGAUUUACAGUCUGCUGCAGUUUGUUGGCCUGUAAUAUUUUCUCCAGACACUUUAUUUUCUGUAACUUUCUGGAACUGGUUUUCCCAUCCAUUUUGGUAAAAGUCAGGUAACACUUAUAAAGAAACCCAAAUUGAUUUGCAAGAUGUAUAGAUAUGAUCAAUCCUUGACCUUAAUCCACCAAAAUGUUAGGUGUCCCUCAGUCAGUGAUUCUCCUACUUUUACAGGAGAGUGUCUAAAAAUAAACAGCAGAGCAAACAUAGAGCUCCUCUCUGGAGUUUUUUCAUAUAAAGCAAAAUUAAAUUAAGACUGAUGUCUCUUUCUGAGCUACAGCAGAGAACAACACCCUAAUUAAAGAUUUUUAUUGUGUAAAUGGUAUUGUUGUUAUUUUUUGUCUCAAACUUUCUACCCUUCAGGGAUAGGGUAGGUGUAUAAUCAAGUGAUUACCUCCUAGUUGCUUACACAGCCUUUUUAAAUCAGUUUCUUAGGUAAUGAUACGCUAGGCUUUAUAAAGAAGCAGCAAGGGCUGUUGAUGUUGUGCAUGGGGCUCUUACUCCCAAAUUCCACUGCAUGCGGAUUGGCGGCAAAAAGGCCGUUAACUUCAUUCAAGUUAAUGUGUCAAAUUCCACCAGCUCCUUUCCAACCCCCUGCAGUUCAUCGGAUUUUGUCGCUGAUCGCCAGGGUUCUAUAUUUUCCAGAUGCCGCAGCAUGCCGCUCAAAUUCAGCACAGAUUAGCCCGUGCUGGAAAGGAAGUCUGGCACAGACACAAAAUAAAAGAUCUGGCUUCUUUUCAAAAUAAAACACUGUUUGUGAAGUAUUUUACGCCAUGCAAACGUGGACUUUUUUUUAACAUGGCCUUCUACUUUCCAAAAGCAUCAAAAAGACAUACUCAUAAAAUGUUUAGUUUAUUAUCUUUCAUAAAUAAAGAUAAAUAUUGCAUUCACCCAUGGUUAAUUCCCAAUCUCCGCCAAAGUGUCUGAUCUACUGGUCUGGACAGAGUGGAUUUCCUCCUCUGGAAGGACACAAUCUACUGCUUAUAUGGAUAUUUGGCUGUCUUUAUUAUCGUACUUAUUAUCGCGCGACUGCAUGUGAAUUCGCAGGUUCUUGUGAGUCCUUACAAACGCAUCUGGUACGAUUUGGCGGAUGGCACCGUUCCGCAGCGGUGCCAUUCCACAUGCGGUGGAAUUUGGGGGUUAGGCUUUAACUGCUGACUUAAACUAAGGACCUACAUGUACUGUUGUCAAUGCCAAUGUCCUAAAUUUUUAAAUAGAUUGCAAUUGAACAAAACUUGACUGUGCAACAUGUUUUUAGCUAUUGUUUAUCUGUGCAGGUUUUAACUGGAUGGUUGGGGUGAUAAGGAAGAUCAUCACUGAGGCAACUGGGGUGAAAUCUGAAAACAAGAUGCCACCACUGAUCGAGUUUAUGGGGCCACAGGUCUUGAAGGUACUCACUGGAUUUGUGUCUGGCUGUAUAUCAGGUGUAGAUGUUACCAUUAUUACUUCAACCCCUUUUUUGUCUGUAGAGCUGAAACCAGAAACAAUAAAGGGCCUGUCCGUGGCUGCUCAGCUGCUCUCUUUCAGUCAGGUUGAAAGCAUAAAUCUAAAACAAACGUUAAAUCAAGAAGUACACACCCUAUAUACACAAUGUACAUUUAAAAAGGGACCGAACUAAUAAAAGCAGAUGGGGUUUAUAUUUAAAGGAGUUUUAACAGCUCUCAGAGAGGUCAGUUGUAAAACAUAUCUGUGUUUACUCAAGCUGUUUAACAAUGAACAAGGGCUGGGUUGAAUAUAUCAUUUCCAUGAGCAGUUUGCUUUGGUCAGACUAAAUAUGUAUUCAACUCUAAAGUGAUUAAAUCCUUUAAAAAUAGAAUGGCAAGAAGUAAAGACUCAAAAGGAAUCGUAGAAUUAAUUAAACCUUUUGUAAAAACAUGCUUUUCCAGUUUGAUGGAGAUAUUGUUCCUGAUUUCAGGCCAGUGAACUUGACAUAAAGAGAGUUUAAAAGUCAGAAUGGAUCCAGAGAUUACAUUCUCUGAUAUUCUCUCGGAAGACAGAGCAAGUUAUUCAGCACAACAUGGACAGUGGCACCAGGAAGACAGGGUGUGAUGGCGUUCAUAACACCAAGUCAUGAAAUCGCCAAUAAUCAGAGAUGCCAAGGGUCAGAGAGGAGGGGGUGGGUGUGAGUGGGAUACCUGCUAGGGACUCUUGGAGCUUCAUUGAGUCCACCUGCUCUGAGACUGGCAGAGCAUAAAAGUGAUGAGCUGAGUGACAAUUCCAGGUUGGAUGAAGACCUCUUAAGUAUCUUAUGACGGCGUCCUGUUGAACUCUUUGGCGGGACUGUCUCCUAUGGGAGUGCCACUGAUCAGUCCAGCCCUAGAUCCAGGGGGAAGUGGAAUUGAGGGUGCUGUUUUCAGUCUUCAGUCACUGAACUAAAUUCUUGUUUAUAAGUGAUUCCAAAACAUAAAGAUAGCAACAGUCCAUAAAACAAUGGGGAAGAUAUUGUGGCUAUGCUACAAUUUAUAUACUGUACAUUUUUUAAAGUAUUAAAGUAUUUAAAUCACAGGAAAAAGGCAUAAUUUGACACUGCAGACCCUAUUUGCCUUAGUGUGUGUAUAGAUAGAUAGAUAGAUAGAUAGAUAGAUAGAUAGAUAGAUAGAUAGAUAGAUAGAUAGAUAGAUAGAUAGAUAGAUAGAUAGAUCUGACUUUUAGAAAUAUAUACAGUAUAUAUUACUAAAAGUCUGUUUGAUUAAUUUAGUUUUUAACAGAGCUAUCUCCACUGUUCCUCUCCUCCCUCAGGCUUUGAAUGAGAUUCCUUCUCCAAGGUUUCUGGGGGCUCACCUGCACCCUGACAAUAUCCCUGCCUCCUUCUUUGAAAAGAAAGUAAAAGUAAGUUUCAAAUGGUUGUCAUUUAUUUUACUAACUGUGCAAAAAAAAGAUGACAAGCAAGAAACUCAAGAAGUCAACACAUCUGAAUGGGAAUGGGAAACCUGUGGGAGCUGACUAAAAAUGGGAAAGCCUUUAGUUAACCACUGAAUCAAUAUCCCCAAAAAAGAGUAAGGUGACUUUUACUAGCUGUCAAAGUAACUCUCCCCACAGAAUAGAUUCAGUCUGUCAGAUCUGGAAAACAGCUCAGACAUCUGUUCAAAUGUUCAGUGUAGAGCUGCUCGGGGGUGACCAAAAGCAGACCCAGAGCUUGUUGGAGGGAUAGUGUAUCUCGCUCUUACUACUGGAUUACUCAGACGGAGAAAGAAAUGUUGAUGGAACAUCUGGUCUGACUUUGCUUUAAAUGGUUUGGUUGGUUGGCCCAUGAAAGGAUAAAACACAGCAGCAACAAAGCUAAUGUAAUCAUUGCAUCAAGUGCAGUUCAACAAGUGUCUUUGUUUUCCAUUUAUGUGACUUUACUAUUAUUUACUCUUUUUGUGUGUGUUUUGCAAAAGAUCCUGCUUAUCUUCAGGAACCCAAAAGACACUGCAGUCUCCUUCUAUCAUUUCUGCAACAACAACCCAGUCCUGCCCUCUGUAAAGUCCUGGGACUCCUUCUUCUCUGACUUCAUGAGUGGAGAUGGUGAGAAAACAACCAACUUCCAGACAUCAGGGGCCAAAAACAUUUCAAGUAGCAUGUAAUAGACACUAGAUCACUAAAUAAGCACUGUAUACUCAAUAGUACUUGAACCACUUUUGUUGAUGUGGCAUAGGAGCUCAAAAAGUAUCCGUUUGUGCCAGAGAUGGGAAUUCUGCAGUCAGCUAGUCAUCGCCAUGCCAUGUAUUUGUUCUGCUCUGUUACUGAACAAGGUGCCUUCACUAACGAGCUCACCUUCCUGGCUGCUCAUUGAAAGCAGCUGGUUCAGUGAUGGAGCAGAACAAAUAAACGGCAUGGAGAUGACUUGCUGACUCCACAAUUCCCAUCUCUGGUUUGUGCUGCCUAGAGACAACAGCUUUCUGAUCAUCAUGUUAGGAGGUUUGAGCUUCUGUUGAAUUGUGUGUGGUCAGACUGACCCUUUUAUUGAAGUUACGGUCAUUACUUGUUAUCACCUUGGGUUGCAUUAAAUAUACCACUUUAACUUUAUGUUCCUUAAGUCAGCUGUGUUUAUAGUGUGAGCGGGUAAGACUUUUGGAUGUGUUUAACCAUUACUUAGUGAGUUUCUUAAACUGGGACACUCACAAAAUGAGAUUUAAAAUUACUUUCAUUCCCUCUUGUCACAGAAAGCUCUUCCUUUCAAGAAGUAGAAACAUUAUUAUUGUGAAAGUAUAAAUAGUCUGGUGUGUGUGUGUGUGUGUGUGUGUGUGUGUGUGUGUGUGUGUGUGUGUGUGUGUGUGUGUGUGUGUGUGUGUGUGUGUGUGUGUGUGUGUGUGUGUGUGUGUGUGUGUAGUUCCCUGGGGGUCCUACUUUGAGCAUGCUUUGGCCUGGGAGAAGAGGAUGGAUGACCCAAACAUCAUGCUUAUCACCUAUGAGGAGCUCAAACAGGUACAUCAAACUUGGAGUCCUUUAAAAAACUACAUAGGCUAUUCGUGGUAUUUUUUUUACCAAUGAAAUAUUCUAAUGGUAUUUGUGCAAUACUAAGGCAGACCCAUUGAGCUCAUUUUCACCUUCAGUGUGUUGACAAAUAUGACAGGCACUCUGUCUUGGCUGCCGUUGGAUUAGAACAGUUUUAAUGUGGCAAAGAUUUUGAGUUGCUUUCUCAUCCUCAGGACCUUUGCGAGGGUGUCCGUCAGAUCAGCACCUUCUUCGGCUUCAACCUGAACAAUAGUCAGGUCCAGCUGAUAGCAGAAGAAAGCACCUUUAAGGCCAUGAAGACAUCCACCACCAAUUCCCAUGGUCUUGGAGAUAUCCUCUUCAGGAAAGGUGCUCAAGUGACUUCACCUUAUUCUCUUACCAGAAUAAGUCAUUCUUUGAAAGGUCUUACCGUUUACAAUAAGUUUAUAAGACAAUAUGAAAAUUUACCUUCCUUUAUUUUUGUUCCUGGACAGGUGAGGUUGGGGACUGGAAGAACCACUUCACACCAGAACAGAGCAGAGAGAUGGACGAGGCCUUCAACAAACACCUGGCAGGAACCAGGCUGGGAGCUAAACUCAACUACCAAAUGCACUGUCAGUAGGAAAGGAGGGAGGAAGGGAUAAAAGGGACAGGGGAUGUGAAGAGAAAAGCUUGGGAACUACUCUGCCCUGAGCUUACUCAGACAGAUCUCCCCCCUCUGGCAAGAUACAUGGAUCCCUUUUGCUAGGUUUGGACCUGAACCCAGAGGCAUCAUCACUCUUCAACCAUUUUUGAAGGAUGUUGUUCAAAGUAGAUUUCUAACAGAAAAAAAACUACAGUCAGGCUCAGUUCAGGGACAAAAGAAGGAGGAUGCAAAAGGCAUGAAGUGUGUUUUGUGUCUUGUAUAUGCUGACUUUUAUAACUGUUCAAGGUCCACAACAGAAAUUAGUCCAGCAGUAGUAAAAAGCAAAUAAUCUCACAUAUUGUCAAAUAAAAAUAUCUUUUUAAAUUUGAAUUGUCUUGACACAAAUGUUAAUCAAUUAAACAAUACUUGAUUAUAUAAAAGUAGCGACAGCAGUACUUAACUGGUGUCAUUACUUUUUAGAGACACAUUUUCUCUAUUCAGUUAUUGGAAAUUUUCAGUCAUAUUCUUUAGCAGCAAACACUGCCCAAUUCAGUUUUUGGAGAAAAAAACAAACAAGGCGAAUAAUAGCGCUAGACACCUCAUAAUGGUUUCAAUAAGCAGCCGAAUUGCUUUCAGUUUAAGCUAAUACAGGGUUGUGUUUAUUUAUCAGACCAGUUGUUCGCCUUCUGAGUUUAAUUUUCUGUUAUAACAAAUGCACGGUUUUUCAACAGUCUCAGGUUUCAGUUUCAUCUUGAAUGAUACAUCCCAGGGUUGUUUUUUUCUCAAUUUAACUCCUGUUUACAACAUAGCAGCUGAAUUAUCCUCAAACUGGCAGCUAGUGAAUGGCUGUAUAAUGAUUGAACAGUGGCAUUAAGAUAAUUUUCUGAUGAGAAUGUUAAAAGGUUGAUCACAUUUCUCACAUACAAAAGAUACUGUAUAUGAACAUGAUGAAUAAUAAAAUCCUUAAAAAACACA
Xyrichtys novacula (pearly razorfish) is the source of this 10952-nucleotide messenger RNA. The record is from the annotation of a GenBank genome assembly. NCBI's taxonomy places the organism in Eukaryota, Metazoa, Chordata, Actinopteri, Labriformes, Labridae.